UAGAAAGACAAGGGUCUUUCUACCCAUGUAUGUAUAAGGACAUGAUGUGAGACACGUUGCGAUGCAUGUCACAUCAAUUUGCAUGUGACAAUGUGAUAAAAACGUUAAAACACGUGCUAUUUUUUCCUACAUCAAUGCAAACAUUUAUUGUAUUUAAGGUAACACCUGUCAACGUCUAAUAACACUUGAUCAAAAGCUUUGCAACAUAUUUGAUAAUACGAGAAUAAGAAAUAUUUUCUAAAAUGUUAUACUUGUUAGGUGAAAAUAACUCGAGCAGAAGACCAAUACCAAUAUCUACUACAGAUUGGGUCUCAACACCCAGAUCUCAAUUAACUGCACUCUCAGGAACGCAUUUCCUAGCCGGGGUUGAACAAUUAGAAAUUCAAAGGAUAAUCAAUUUGAACGGCUUACUUGGAUUAUCUGGAACUAAAAAGCAAUAUAGAGUAAAAGUACCAAAAGCUGAAACGAUUUUUUUAGCAAUGGAAUCUCGAGCAGAUAACAAAGAUAUAAAUAGAAUAGCAAAUUUGACAUUGAUUCUUUUAGACCAAGCUGGAGAAACGGCGUUUGUUAUUAAGAAAAAUCCUGUAUGGAAAUAUAUGCCUGGACCAGUGCAUAAAAUGACAAUAGAGAGUACGAUUUUAAUUGGGAGUGUAGAACAAAAUUUCUCUAUAUUGGGACCAAGUUUUACCGUUUACGAUGCAUCACGAAAACCUUUGUGCUAUAUAUAUGGUCCUAAUGUAAGCAGUUGCUGCAUGUACAAGGAAUCACAAUUUCAGAUUAUCUCGAUCGACGGUUCACAUCAAAUAGCGUCUUUAAUGCACCAGUGGAAUAACACGAUUCAUGAUUACACUUUUUUACUUACUUUCCCGUUAGAUCUUGACAUAAAAUUAAAAAGUUUAUUACUCGGUGCAUCUUUUCUAAUGGUACCUUCUAAAUGUACAUUAAGACUCUUCAAUUUUUCAUUUUAUACAUUUAUUAUAUUUCAUCAAUAUUUAUCAUUUCAGGAACACUUAUAUUUUGAAAAUAUUUAGGAAAAGUAAAAAGUCACGUUCAUUUAAUAAAGGAAGUCAAUGUGAUGAA
This is a messenger RNA of Polistes dominula (European paper wasp), 1080 nucleotides long. Its product is annotated as phospholipid scramblase 1. Gene Ontology annotation, biological process: plasma membrane phospholipid scrambling. Gene Ontology annotation, cellular component: plasma membrane. Lineage: Eukaryota; Metazoa; Arthropoda; Insecta; Hymenoptera; Vespidae. The record is from RefSeq and is a predicted model, not a curated record. Gene Ontology annotation, molecular function: phospholipid scramblase activity.